AUGUUCCAAGAGAUGGCAGAGUACACAUCCACUCUGAAAAUCUCUCCUGUACAGCUUGGAAUCGCGUACGAUGGAUGGGCCCCCAACAGUAAUAAAGCUGAAGCACAACGAGUGGCAGACUUGGCAAAACAGUACAAUGUUUCAGUUGUCAUGACGCACGCCGUUGGAGGUCAGUUUGGAUCAGACAACAGUCCAGAACAACUCCAAGAAUUCGAUCUUCUGGACAGCUCUAUUCCUGUCGUGUUUUCCCACGCGACCUAUCUUUCAGACAAGAGCGCCGAGCUUCUCCGAUCCAGCAACCAGUACAUUCCUAUAACGCCCGAGUCGGAAGCCUUCUAUGGCCUUGGACACUCUCACAGCUUUGACCACUUGGACCAGACAGCGUUAGGCGUCGACAUUCACCCUGCAAUAUUCCGCUGA
Clonostachys rhizophaga is the source of this 420-nucleotide messenger RNA. Lineage: Eukaryota; Fungi; Ascomycota; Sordariomycetes; Hypocreales; Bionectriaceae. The record is from the annotation of a GenBank genome assembly.